AUGACAUCUGUGAAGGCAUUUAAUCAAGAUUUAUUAGUACCAUUUACAUAUUCUGGUAGAAGUCACAAGUUGAUUGUUUUACCAAAUGGUAUUUUAACAUUAUUGAUCUCUGAUCCAACUGAAGAUUUGGCUUCUGCUGCUCUUUGUGUUGCUGCUGGUGCUCAUAAUGAUCCCGAUGAGAUUCCAGGUUUGGCUCAUUUCUGUGAACAUUUAAUACUUUUAGGUUCAAAAGAAUUCCCAAAUCCAAGUGAAUUUCAUGAUUCUUUAUCAAAAUCUGGAGGUAGAAGAAAUGCAUUUACCACUGGUGAACAAACUUGUUAUUUUUUUGAAACACCAUCAGAUUCAACUUGGAAAAAUAAAGAAGGUUUAGAAGAGCCAGUUUUCAAUCAUUUAUUAAAAGUCUUUGCUAGCUCUUUAAGAUCGCCAUCUUUUUCUGAAAGUGCUUUUGAAAAAGAAAUUUAUGCUGUUGAUAAUGAACAUAAUGCUAAUAAAAGCUCUGCUGGUAGAUUGAUGUAUCAUGGUCUAAGACUCAUGGCAAAUGAAAACCAUCCAUUUCAUAGAUUUGCUACAGGUAACUAUUUCAGUUUGAAUGAUCUACCUAAAAUUGAAAAAAUGAAGGUGAGAGAACAUCUAUUCAGUUAUUACCACGAUAACUACGUUGCUGAUAAAAUGACAUUGGUAAUUAGAGGUUCACAAUCAAUCAAUUUAUUACAAAAAUUAGCAUUAUCCAAUUUUGGCGAUAUUUCUACAUUUGAAGAACGUCAACAAUCCAAAAAAUCCAAAAUGAAAUUGUUUUCUAGUAAAAAUAAAGAAAGUGUACCAGUGAAAAUACCACAAAGAAUUGAAGAAUUUGAUAUAUCUUCAUGUUGGAAAUAUGAAACUUCUGCUUUCACAUUCAAUGAAAGUAAUAGUUGUAUUUUGAUUAAGAAAGAUCAAACCCCAACUUUACGUCUUUCUUUCCCAGUUCAUUUUGACUCAUCAGAUCCAUUAAUUUCUAAACAAGUUUCAGUAUUUGAAAAUGCUUGGUCAAAUAUAGUUGGUGAUGAAAGUGAAGGUUCAUUAGAUUCAUGCCUUAAGCAAAAAGAUAUCAUAACCAGUUUAAGUGGGUUCAUUCAACAUAUUUCUCGUGGUGAUGAUGUUUUAAUCAUUGAAAUUAAAUUAACCAAUACAGGUGCUAAAAAAAUUCCAGAAGUUCUUGACAUAUUAUUUAAUCAAUAUAUUCCAAAAGUCUUUAGUGACGAAACAACUUUGGGGAGAUACCUUUCAGAAAUGGAAUCUAUUGAUCUUUUAAACUAUUUGCAUAAAGAUUCAACAAAAUCACCAAUGGACGAGUCCUCUAUUUUUUCUCAAACAUUACAGAAAAAUAUCAAAGCAUUAGGUACAGAGAAUAUUUUGAAAGGUUCACCAAAUUUUAGUGAAAUAAAUGAGGGCUACUUUGAAUCAACAAGUGGUAAAGAGCAAUGGACCAAAAAAGGCUCUAUUUUCAAAACAUUCAUUAUGAGAUACUUUAAGUUAUUGAACUUGAAUAUUGUCUUUUUAGCUGGCUCUCAAUUCAUCGAAAAGGCAUCAACCUUAUUGUCUAGCAAUUCAACUUCAACGGAUUUCUAUUUCAAUUAUGAAUACAUUUCAGGAAAACUCAAAAUUGAAUCCAUUCCUAGAUCAAAAGAUGACAUACCUUUUCAUAUGGUUGAUAAAAAUAUUUUCAUUCCUCAAAACGCAUUACAACUUUCCCAUUUGAAACAAAAUUUAAAGGAAGCGUCCAUAAAGGCUUCGCAAUCAUCAUUAGGUUAUAAUACAAAAAACUCAUGGUCUUCAUCAAAGGCAAAACUUGUUAAGAAGACUGAUAAAUUAGAAGUAUGGACUAAAUCUGAAUCUUCAUUAUCAUUUCAUUCUCGUUUAGUGGUAUCAUUUGAUGUGUUAUGUAACUCAUUGGAUUCUUCUGUUGAAAAUACUAUGCAUAUUGAAAUUUUAGCUGAAGUUUUAAAGAUCAAACUUGAAAGAAAGUUAUAUGGUGCUGAAUUGUUGGAUUAUACAUGGGAAGUAUUUGCAUCUUCCAAAGGUGACUCUAGAAUUGGUUUUACAAUCAGUGGAUUCAAAGAUGGUGUUAAAACUAUUGUUGAAACUUUUGUUCAAGAACUUAAAGACUUAUUCAAAGACCCAACCAUCAACAGCGAUUAUUUUAGAAAAUCAAGAGUUUCUGUAAGAUCAAGAUAUAGGGAACUUACUGAAGCUUCAUCAUUCGUUUUAGCAAGUACUGGUCUUUUAGUGGUCAUGGAAGAAAAUAUUUGGAGUCUGGAAGAUAGACUUGAUGCUUUAGAUGAUAUUGAUGCUCAAAGUUUCAAAGAAUUUGUGUUAAGACUUGGUGAAGGUAAUAAAUAUUUGAAAUUAUUUUCUCAAGGUGAAACUGAUUGUGCUGAAGAAUUAACUGGCUCUUUGGACAAGCUUCUUAGAAGUACCACAACUCAAAAAAUCACAAGUAAAGAACCUUCAACUGUUCUUUUGGCUCCAGGAACUUCAUAUCAUAUUGAAAGAUUGUCUUCAGUCGAUGACCCAAUGAACUCUAUUGCUUUUUUCAUACAAACAGGUCCAAGAGGAGAUGCUUUUACCGAAAAAGUGAACAAAUUGGUAUCUUAUCUGAUGUCAUUUAACCUUGUUCCUGAUUUAAGAGAUAAACGACAAUUAGGUUAUGUUGUUUUAGGUGGACAAAGGAUUCUCAGAACUACAAUAGGUAUCCACGUCACAAUAAUGAGUGUUGGUUUCACACCACAGUAUCUUGAACAACAGAUUGAUGGUUAUUUGGCUAAUUGGGAAGCAGAAUUGGACAAACUAAGUGAAGCAGAGUUCAAGUCUGAAAUUAUUGAUCCAUUUUUAAAGAAUUACAAACAGACAUUAGAUUCAUCAAGUGGGCCUGAAAGUCUUACAGCUGAUUUACAAGCCAGUGUUGGUAGCUCUAAUGCAUCUGAUGGUAUUGAAUUUUUAAGAAGUCAUAAAAAGAUCAAGGAUUUAAUAUUCAUGGGUGCUUAUUCUGCGGAUGAUGAAGCUGAAGAUAAACAAUUUUUCAAUUCUCUAAAGAAAAGUGAUUUUAUUGGCUUUUUCAAACAAAGAAUAUCACCAAAUUCCAAAACUAGAGCUCAAUUAUCCGUCAUGUUGAAAAGUCAAAUGUCUGCUGGUGAUAUUCAGCAACAAAUGAUGAGAUUGCAACUAGAAGCUUUCUUGAAAAUGCAUGGCUUAAGAAUAUCCAGUGCUACAUUAAAAGAAAUUGUGGAAAGUACUAAAGGAAGCUCUGUUAGUUUAUUGAAAGAAUUAUUCAAGUACUUUAUGUCACAAGGUGAAAGUUUCAAGUUAUGUACUGUUGUAUUGAAAGAAGUUGUUAAGCAAACUAUGGAAGGGGUAAAGUCUUAUAAAAAUACUUCUAGUUCUUCAUCACAAUCAGCUACAAGUUCUGAGUUAAUUCCAAGUAAAGAAAUCACAGAUAUAACACAAUUUCAAAAAAGUAACAAAAUAUUUUAUAGAGAUUAA
Messenger RNA from Hansenula ciferrii, 3519 nucleotides. RefSeq names its product Axl1p (gene AXL1). The record is from RefSeq and is a predicted model, not a curated record. Gene Ontology annotation, molecular function: metal ion binding; metalloendopeptidase activity. The transcript has a single exon. Gene Ontology annotation, biological process: peptide catabolic process. Lineage: Eukaryota; Fungi; Ascomycota; Saccharomycetes; Phaffomycetales; Wickerhamomycetaceae. Gene Ontology annotation, cellular component: cytosol; mitochondrion. Bases 1 to 3519 code for a protein of 1172 amino acids.